AUGCGUUUUGGAAAUUUGCAAGUCCCUGAGCAGAAACACUUGCAACCUUUAAACGGUCGAUCACACUUACUGACUAAUAAAAAGGUGUUCCCCAGCACAACAUCGGACAGUUAUAACAUGAUCCUGUAUCCAUGCCUGUCUCUCAACCGCAAGGUUCUUGACAAUACUCAGCACGAAACGCAGAAGGGCGUUGUAUACACGGCUGUUGACGACUUGGAAAAUCAAACUGCCAUCUUAGACCCUAUGCCCCAAAGAGCGCAGCUAUCAACAUGA
Messenger RNA from Penicillium digitatum Pd1, 273 nucleotides. Lineage: Eukaryota; Fungi; Ascomycota; Eurotiomycetes; Eurotiales; Aspergillaceae. The record is from RefSeq and is a predicted model, not a curated record.